AUGUCAAAUAAAAAUCAUCUAGUAAAUUCAAGGCCACCAAGUUAUGGUACGAUUUCUUCACAUGGACAUCCGCAAGGAAAUAUAGAACCACAUCUAUCUUUACCUACAGCAUUUCUAAACCACAUACACCAAUAUCCAUAUUCUUCAGACAGUCAUCAUCUACAAUAUACAUCAUUACCAAGAAUUAGUGGUUGGAGUUUAGUAUACUUAUUAAGAAGACCUUCAUUCUUUUUACUCUCAAAGUUGGUAAAAGUUAAAUUUUCAACUAGUGGUAUUUUAACAUUACUUUUAAUCGGAUUUAUUGAAGAAUUUGUAAGACUUGUUUGGUUAUAUUACGCACGUGAAGAUGCUUCGACCGGUAACAAUAUCUAUCAAGAAUUUUUAAUAGCAUACUGGUUAGGUUUAGGCUGGGCCACCGCAGAAGCAAUUUAUUUUAUUAUACAAAAUUUUAUUGAGAUUAGAUGGUAUAAAGAGGAAGCUGGUUUAAAUGGUCAAUAUGCGGAGGAAAGACGGGAAUUGGAAGAAAUUUUGGGAAGACCAUUAACCAAAGUAUCUGCUUGGUGGGCAUUCGAAUCAACACUUGUUUAUCCAGCAGCGAUUAUUCAUGGAUUAUUACAUGUUGUUUGGGGAUACUGUUUACCAGUAUUUGGAAUUCCAAAAGUUAGUUAUGGAACAUUGAUUUUAACCUUGUCUAUGUUUUUAAUCGGAUUGGCAUUGUUUGGACUAAUCGUUUAA
Messenger RNA from Cetraspora pellucida, 735 nucleotides. The record is from the annotation of a GenBank genome assembly. NCBI's taxonomy places the organism in Eukaryota, Fungi, Glomeromycota, Glomeromycetes, Diversisporales, Gigasporaceae.